AUGUCAUUUGAUUACGAAAUAUAUAAAGAAGGUGGUAUCUUAAACGAUAGAUAUCAAAAAGUUGACGAUAUUAGUGAAGGUUCAUAUGGUUAUGUUUCCUUGGCUAAAGAUUUGAAAUUGAAAAAAUUAGUUGCAAUCAAAUAUAUUUUUAAACUAGAUAAUGACUAUAAUGACGACGAUAAUGAUCAAAGAGAAAAUAUAAAUAAUGGUAUUGAUCCAACUGAUUGUAGUUCUGAAAAGAAACAUGAACUGGAUCAACAAUUACAAAAUAAGAAAUCUUUAAUUUCUGAUGCUGUGAAAUCAAGAUUCUCGAACAACGUUUGUUUCGAAGCAAUGUAUGAAGUGGAUAUUCAAACAAAAGUUGGUAAACAUAGAAACGUGGCAGAAUUGUUGGAUUUUUUCGAUUCUUACAUCAUUAUGGAAUAUUGUACAGGAGGCGAUCUAUACGAAGCAAUUAAAGAUGAUAUUGUCCCAAGAAAGACGAAAUCAAUUACCUAUAUCAUUUCUCAGAUUAUGGAUGCUAUAGAAUUCGUACAUACUAAAGGAAUAUAUCAUAGAGAUAUAAAACCAGAAAAUAUCUUGAUCACAGGAAUCGAUUGGACAAUCAAACUGACAGAUUGGGGACUAGCCACUACAGAUGAAAAUUCAAUGGAUAGAAGUGUAGGAAGUGAAAGAUAUAUGUCACCUGAAUUGUUUGAAUCUAAUUUAGAUAUGAAUGAACGUAAUGAACCUUAUGAUUGUAGUAAAGUUGAUUUAUGGGCAAUGGGGAUCGUAUUUUUAAAUAUUGUGUUUCACAAGAAUCCUUUCAGUAUUGCAGAUCAAACGGAUAAAUCCUUUUGUUAUUUUGCAGCAAAUAGAGAAGCGUUAUUUGACGUGUUUUCUUCCAUGACUUAUGAUUUUUUCCAAGUGCUAAGAUAUUGUUUGACUAUCGAUCCAACAAAUAGAGAUUUAGCAAAAAUGAGGGAAGAAUUGAAUAAUUUAUCCGAAUAUACAUUCGAUGAUGAAUAUUACAACUCUUUAGAGGAUGAAUACGAUAUUCCAAUGUCAUCAGAUGCUUCCUCUAUAAAGAUUUCCGGAUCAGAUGUCUCUACCACUCCUCCUUCAGAAACAAAAUUGUUCAUGCCACCAUCUUCUGCACCAGUGGCAUUGCCAACACCUAUCAAUUCCUCCAAACCCUUACCACAAAUUAAAAACGAUGAUUUUGAGAUUAAACAUGAUUCGUCGCAAUCUACAACUGCCACUAAUGAUACUAAAUAUGAUACCUUUAAGAAACCGUACGAUAUUCCAAAAUUUAAAAUUAAUGCUCAAAAUGAUCCUUCCCAUACCACCACUACUACUUAUGAUCACAAGUUUGAUGAAAAUCAAAAUAAUCGUAAUAAUUACAAGCCUAAUACAAACAGUUAUUACAAUAAUGUCGAUCAAAGAGAACGUGCCAAAUCAGUUCCAAAGAUUAAGUUCAAUAGACGUCCCCGUGUUAAGAACAAUCAUAAUCAAUAUCAUAUAAGCCCUACCAAUUACAACAAUAACAACGCUUCACAUAAUUAUAAGGGCAACAACAAUAACAUCAGCAAUAAUAAUAACAAUGGCUAUUACAAUACUCAUUAUAAGGCAUUUAGAAUGAGACGUAGAAAUAAGAGUAAAAUUAUUAAACAUUCUAGAAAGCCUCUUGGAAUUCCAACUCCAAAUACGCAUAUCAAUAAUUAUAUCAAUGAUUACAGAGCUAAAGAAGAUAAUCAAUUCAAUACAAGAGAUUUUUUCACACCUCCGAGUGUACAACAUAGAUAUAUGGAAGGUAUAUAUGAUAAUAAGAAUAGAUACCACAGACAGCAAUACAAGAAUAAUCAUUUGAAUGUCCAUAAUAACUAUAACAAUAAUGAUUCUAAUAAUGGUAGUAACAAUAGUAAUUACAGUAAAAGUUGGAAUAAUAACAAAAGUUCUAAAUUUAGAAGACCAAGUACCACAGGUAACCAAGCAUUCUCGACUAAUUUCUAUUCUGGAAAUAGAUCCAGACAUAGUUUUCAUAGCAGUAAUAUGACCAGUGGAAAUGUUUUUAAGCGCACUACUGUUCAACAUUCACCUGGUAGCUAUAUUCCACCAAAUGCCAGAUGUAACUUCCCUACCAGCACAUCAGUCGGAGUUUAUUCUUCCCAGAUUCCAAACAUAUCUAGUGUUUUAGGUGAAUCAGAUAACGAAGGUUUAUCCAAUGAAAGAAAUAAGCAACUUCCUGCUACUUCGAUGUUGAAUUCUGCCAUUGAUAAUGAACAUGAUCUGGAUGAUACAUUGUUUUCUUUGGAUGAUGGAGAUCAUGAUUACAUUGAUAAUAUGAAUAACUUAUCACUUAACGAUGGUAUGCAACAUAAUAACAACGUGGACAAUAUGAAUAGGAUGAGCGAUACAGGCAAUGCAUUCCGUCAAUUACAUGCUCUCAAUGUUAAUAUUCCUAACCAUCAACCAAUUCAUUCAAAUAACGACAGUGAUUUGCCAGAUUUGCUAAAAUCUCCAGUGAUUAGUUCAACAUCCUUGAACACAGCGCAUGGUUAUAACAAGCCAAUGUCAAACAAUCAAUAUUUGAAUAUUCCAAGCGAUAUGUCUCAAGGCAAUGCACAUCAUAAACCAGGGGUGUAUGUUCCUCCUCAUCACAGAAGAAGUUCUGGUUAUUCUACCAAUGAAGCUGUUUUAUCUGUUUCUCCAAACUCAAUCAGUAUUCAAAAAGCUGAACUACAUCCUAGUCAAACUUUUAAGAAGCCAAGUAUUCCGAUUGGAAAUUCAGGUACAACUGUGGCACUACAAGAUCAUGACGUAUUUAGAUAUUCAGACAAUGAUGCAUUAAUCUUUGAAGAUGACGAUGACGAUGACGAUGUUGUUAAUGACACAAACACGAAGUACAUGAAUGAUGCGAAUAGCAACAGAGCAAGAAGAAGCUUUGGUCCAUAUAAAAUAUAUGACGAUGACGAUGAAAACAAUACCAAGUUGAACGCAUAUCGUUCCAAUAGAAGAACAUCCAGCAUUCAAAAUGAAGUAGUUGGUUCAUUGGAGCAAUACAAAAAUAAUUGGCUCAUGUUACAACAACCCCAAGAAUAA
Maudiozyma barnettii is the source of this 3081-nucleotide messenger RNA. RefSeq names its product putative serine/threonine protein kinase KSP1 (gene KSP1). Gene Ontology annotation, biological process: protein autophosphorylation; autophagosome organization; peptidyl-serine phosphorylation. NCBI's taxonomy places the organism in Eukaryota, Fungi, Ascomycota, Saccharomycetes, Saccharomycetales, Saccharomycetaceae. The record is from RefSeq and is a predicted model, not a curated record. Gene Ontology annotation, molecular function: ATP binding; protein serine/threonine kinase activity. Gene Ontology annotation, cellular component: cytoplasm; autophagosome. The transcript has a single exon. The coding region runs from base 1 to 3081 and encodes 1026 amino acids.